This is a messenger RNA of Alosa sapidissima (American shad), 3095 nucleotides long. RefSeq names its product SCY1-like, kinase-like 1 (gene scyl1). The transcript has 18 exons. Bases 82 to 2694 code for a protein of 870 amino acids. The record is from RefSeq and is a predicted model, not a curated record. NCBI's taxonomy places the organism in Eukaryota, Metazoa, Chordata, Actinopteri, Clupeiformes, Clupeidae. Gene Ontology annotation, molecular function: protein binding; ATP binding; protein kinase activity. Gene Ontology annotation, biological process: protein phosphorylation.
CACGCCCCCCACAGGCUAGAGUAGAUCCAGCUCAUAUCCUCCGCCAUUACCAGUGUUUGAUGUAGACUUCCACAUAUAAGGAUGUGGUCGUUUUUUGCACGGGAUCCAAUAAAAGAUUUUAAUUAUGAGAUUUUACCGGAGACCCAAGAGGCCUCGGGAAUAUGGACUCUACACCGAGGCAAACGAAAGACGACUGGCGAGCCGGUGUCAGUCUUUGUUUACGAGGUGUCCCAGGGAACGGAGGCCCAGACCCAGCUGGCCAAGGCAGCGUUCAAGCGCAUGAAGACGCUGAGACAUCCGAAUAUCUUGGCCUAUGUGGAUGGACUGGAGACAGAGAAAAGUUUGUACCUGGUUACAGAGCCAGUGAUUCCUCUCUCCACCCAUCUGAAAGCCCGACCUGAUAUGGGUGGUUCUGGAGAACUGGAGGUGUCUUGGGGUCUUCACCAGAUUGUGAAAGCUCUGAGCUUCGUGGUGAAUGACUGCCAUCUGCUUCAUAACAACCUGGGCAUUUGGACGGUGUUUGUGGACCGAGCCGGCGAAUGGAAAUUGGGAGGGCUGGACUACAUGACAUCUCAGCAGGGGGACACCUCAGGCUUACUCCCACCCAGGACCAUACACCCUGACCUGGAGAAGUAUGACCCACCUGAGAACCCCAACAGUGGUGGAGAGAAAUGGGCUGGGGAUGUGUGGCGACUGGGUUGCCUUAUAUGGGAGGUGUUCAAUGGCCCUCUUGCUCGGGCAUCUUCCCUACGGUCACUGGGAAAGGUCCCUAAGUCCUUGGUUCCGCAUUACUGUGAGCUAGUUGGAGCAAACCCCAAAUCCCGACCAAACCCGGCAAACUUCCUCCAGAACUGCCGUGCAUCUGGAGGUUUCCUCAGCAACAGCUUUGUGGAGAGCAAUCUCUUUCUGGAGGAAAUUCAGAUAAAAGAGCAAGCAGAGAAACAGCAGUUCUUCCAGGACCUGAGUGAGAAUCUGGACUCGUUCCCUGAGGAUUUUUGUAAACACAAAGUGCUCCCACAGCUUCUAACGGCCUUCGAGUUUGGCAAUGCCGGCGCUGUGGUCCUCACUCCUCUCUUCAAGGUGGGGAAGUACCUGUCGACAGAAGAGUACCAACAGAAGAUCAUUCCAGUCAUAGUAAAGAUGUUCUCCUCUACGGACAGAGCCAUGAGGAUACGGUUACUUCAGCAGAUGGAGCAAUUUAUUCAGUAUCUGAAUGAAGCUGCAGUCAACUCUCAGAUCUUCCCUCACGUUGUGCACGGUUUCACUGACACCAACCCUGCCAUCAGGGAGCAGACGGUCAAGUCUAUGCUCCUUCUGGCCCCCAAGUUAAACGAGGCGAAUCUGAACCAGGAGCUGAUGCGCCACUUUGCCAGGCUGCAGGCUCGUGAUGAGCAGGGCCCGAUCCGAUGCAACACCACUGUCUGCCUGGGCAAGAUCGCCCCCUACCUCAACUCAGGAACGCGGCAACGUGUUCUGAUCUCGGCGUUCUGUCGGGCCACUAAAGAUCCUUUCCCAGCGUCCCGCGCUGCAGGGGUCCUAGGCUUUGCUGCUACACACAACUACUUUAGUCUGGUGGAGAGCGCCGGCCGGAUCCUCCCCACGCUCUGCACGCUAACCGUCGACCCAGACAAGAACGUCCGAGACCAGGCAUUCAAAGCCAUUAAGAGUUUCCUCAGCAAACUGGAGACUGUAUCAGAGGACCCAUCCAAGCUGGAAGAAUUAGAGAAGGACGUCUUGGCAACGAGUCCCGGGGCCGCAACGUCCGCUGCCUCCUGGACUGGCUGGGCGGUGGGCGGAGUCUCCUCUCUCACCUCCAAACUCAUCAGGAACGUGCCGGCAGGUGCUGAAGGUGCGGCCAAGGAGAACGCUCCCGCAGCCACCGCCAACGCAGGGACCCCUGUCCCAGACGGGGCCAGCAAGGGCAACGCUGAACCAAAGGUGCCCAGGAAUCCUACCUCCACACCCCCCGCCAGUGAGCCUCAGGCUUCACACGCGCCAGAGGAGCCGGACGAGCCGGUCGGGGAUCGCUGGGAGGACGAGGACUGGGGCAGUCUGGAGGACACUGAGAAGGCCCAGACAGACCCUGAGGACUGGUCAACGGGUUGGUCAACGGUGUCAUCAGGCAAGAAGAAGGCCAAUGAGAGAACUCUGGGCGGGGCUUCCUCGGCGAAGAAGCAGAGCUCGGACUGGAGCAGCUCGGGCUGGGACGCCGACGACAGCUGGUCCAACGAGAAGGAGCCGGACAGCCAGGACCAGACCUCGCCGGCCGACGAGGGCUGGGGCAACGACUGGGACGAGGACGGCGGCCUGGGGGACAGCUUCAUCCCCACGCCCAGGGAAGGGUCCUCAGCGGCCGUCGCCCCCAAGAGCGAGGCUUUGCAAGAGGGCGUGCGGCUGGCCAGCGAGUACAACUGGGAGAGCGCCGGAGGGAAAGGAGAGAUGCAGAAUGACCUCUUCGCCAGCGUGUCCCAGAGGACGGCGCCAGCGAAGGCAGAUGAGGGCUGGGGAGCAGACACUGCAGGAGACUGGGGGGCCGAGGAGAACUGGGAGUCCUUGGAUGGGGAUCAAGGCCUCAGCAAGGCAGAGCUGGCCAAGAAGAAGCGCGAGGAGAGGAGGACUAAACUAGAGGCCAAACGGGCCGAACGCAAGGCGGUCAAGGGUCCUCUCAAACUGGGGGCCCGCAAACUGGACUGAGGCGGUGGGGUGGGAUGGAGCAGGGUGGAAUGCCAAAAAGAGAAGGGAAUUGGUGGAGGGAGCCUACUGCGCUGUGAUUGAUCUGGGCUCAUAGUCAUCCAUUCAGGACAUUGCUGGAUAUGGCGUUGGGCUGGAAGAGUUUGAGUUGGAAAGCUAAAAACAUUCCGUGAUCCUGCAGAUGACAAAUUCCUGACGACAAUGGGAGGAGCAAGAGCUACGGACAUGCUAGUGCUUUCUUUCUUUUUUUUGCCCCCUGGCCGAGGCCAAAUGCCAAGGGAUGCAGUUUUCCCCUGUCACUCGCUGGACUGUGACCUAAGAUGAUCAACUAUGACUUUUUAUUUUGCAUCACAGCAGUUUUGUUGUCCUGGAUGUUUUUAUAAUAAAGCUGAUAUUAGAAUCUA